UAUUUCCAGAUAUUAUCUUUUUCCUUUUCUUUAUUUCAUCACUUCAUCUCUUUGUCUUUUUUUUCUCUCUUACUUUCUUUUUAUUCUUCUGGGUGGCCUGCAUUUCUUUGUCUCCAUUCACACCCAGAAGGAAUAUAUAUAAUUUCUAAAAGAAUAUUUUGGAAAAAUAGGAAAAGGUUUCUGAAGAAAGAUUCAGAAUCGAUGGACUUGUACACCUGCCUGUCUCGAGCUUUGCCUUCGUCUUCUCCGUUUGCUUCUUCUUCUUUGGGCGAUUUAUCCGAUUGGGCUAAGGAAUUCUUCACCUUUGCUGUUUCUGCUGCCAUUGGCAAUGUCUUCUCUGCCAUUCUCACCUUCUUUUUUGCUCUGGUCGGUACGGUGUUAGGGGCAAUGACGGGAGCAUUGAUAGGGCAAGAAACAGAGAGUGGUUUCAUAAGGGGCGCCGCAGUUGGUGCCAUCUCCGGUGCCGUUUUCUCUCUUGAGGUCUUCGAAUCUUCUCUUCGUAUCUGGCAGUCCGAUGAAUCCGGGCUCCGCUGUCUUCUCUACUUGAUUGAUGUGAUUGCAAGCCUCUUGAGCGGUAGACUUGUUCGCGAACGCAUUGGUCCCGCGAUGCUAAGUGCAGUGCAGAGCCAGAUGGGAGCCAUUGAAUCCAUGUAUGAAGAUGCUCAUAGCAUUUUUGACACCGGUAGUGUGAAGGGCUUGACGAGAGACUUUGUGGAGAGGAUCCCGAAAAGGGUAAUAUGUUGCGAAAACAAUAACGAUUCAUCGGGGGGAGGAUCCUCUUGCUCCGUGUGCCUCCAGGACUUUCAGGUAGGGGAGACGGUGAGGAGUUUGCGGCAGUGCCACCACAUGUUUCACUUGCCGUGCAUCGAUCCAUGGCUGUUGAGGCACGCCUCCUGUCCCUUGUGCAGAAGGGAUAUCUUUUAAUGUGUUGUACUUGUAGCAGUACUAGUAGUACCCUGUCCCUGAUUAUGGGGCUAUAGUUGUAAAUAUUGAUAAUUUGUCUGGUUUCUUUUCUGAGUUUUUUUAUUACAUAUAUGCCAAUUUUUCAAGCCUUUGGAAUUAAUUUAUUUCUUUUUUUAAGAAAUAAAUCAAAUACCU
This is a messenger RNA of Cuscuta campestris, 1098 nucleotides long. Lineage: Eukaryota; Viridiplantae; Streptophyta; Magnoliopsida; Solanales; Convolvulaceae. The record is from the annotation of a GenBank genome assembly.